UUGCGCAACUCAGCAUUCAUUUAAAUACUUCAUUUGUCUCUUAUAGCAUAGCAAGAAAUGCUAUCAUGUAACCUUUCUAAAAAUUACAAAUAGAAAUUGUAAGAGGUUGAAUAGAUAAUAUGAAAUGUGCCUAAUUGGAAGGAUUUCAUAUAUUUGUUGUGAUAUUCCAUACUAAUUUCACAAGAUGCCUCUCAUUAAAUUUGCCAGCAUAGCUUCUUUCACAUCAGAAGAUCUGAAUCACCCUGCUGACAACUUGCUGAGAUCACAGACAUACCGGAAGUGGAGGAUAGCUCCAACUGAAUGCGGGAAGCCUGCGUCUGUCACCAUAAAACUGGAAAAACUCUCUACAAUCACUGCAGUUGAUAUUGGCAAUGAUGGCUGUGCAUUUGUUGAAGUUCUUGUUGCAAGAGAUGAUAAUAAUUUUGAGGUCUUGCUGCCAGCUUCAUCCUUCAUGUCUCUACUUCAAUCCAGGAAUGGCACAGACAUGAACAGAGUGCGCAUGUUCACAGCUCACCACUUGAAUAAGAAUAUUUCCAGCCAAAAAUGGAACACUGUGAAGCUGGUAUGCACUCAGCCUUUCAACAAAAUGAAUGCUUUUGGACUAACAUUUGUGACUCUCACUACAGAUGAACAGCAACCUGAACAGAAGCCUGCUCCUCAGCAGGACAGUACUUCCCAUGGAAUACUUCAGUUAAAAGAAGCUGUUUGUGAUGAAACUGGGACUUCCAAAUCAAGCAUAAACAUUGGCAGCUUUUUCGCUAAAAGGAAGAAGCUCGAAUCUGAUGCAACUGAUAAUAAAUUCAAUUGUAAAGACUCUCAAGAAGCCAUUCCUCUUUCCAAGAAGGCUAGAAGCGAAGAAAGCAAAGGCUCUUUGUCCAGGCAAUCUACUUCUACUCUACGAAAUCCAGUAAAAAUUAAUAGAGCUCCUGAGAAGAACAGUUUGAGUCAUUCUUCUCCUGCUGCAACUACAAGGGCACCCAAUUCUUCAGAGAAACAGAACCCUUCUGUUCAUGAUAAAGCAUCUAGUCGAACUGUUGCAAGUCCAAGUGUUGCCAAAAUGAAACCUACUACAACUUCAUCUCAAUCUCCUGCAAGUGAUAAAGAGUACAAGGCACGUCAACCUACGCAUCUUGACACUCCUUCCUCAUCUGAUGUACCGUUUAGAUCAAUUUUACGAGGAGUUAUAUACACAAUGAGUGGAUAUAAAAACCCCCAACGCUCGAAGCUGCGAGAUAAAAUGGCUGACAUGGGAGCAUCAUACAGGCCUGACUGGACUGAUGACUGCACACACCUCAUAUGUGCCUUCACUAACACGCCAAAGUAUCGAGCUGUGAGGGGCAAAGGGCACAUAGUCACACACCGAUGGAUUGAAGAAUGUGCGCUCUUCAAAAAGAAGAUGCCACUGAAAAAAUAUUUACUUGAUCCUGAGGAUGAAGACUGCCUCAACUCAAGCAGUGUCCGUGACACAAGUUCAUCUCCUAAGACUAAGGCCUCCCCGAGUCCCCCUAACUCUGCCGACCCAAGUCCGACGCCCCUCUCUGUAGCCAAGCAAUCUUCUGCAGUCAGGACUGCUGCCUCUCCUACUGAAGAGUCUGCAGAUUCAACACAAAGCAAUCGUCACGAAGAUACCCUCACUGAGCCAGAGAAUUUGGAGGACGGCAGCCUGCACGGAGAUGCAUCAGAUGAAGAAGACACUGAUGAUGAAAUUCAAAGAGCAAUGGGUGGACGCAGUGCAACGAAAAAUGGUCAGUCAGCAGCGUCAUCCGACUGUCCUAAUGACGUCCUUGGUCGUGAGACUUCGUCGCAUGUGAAAUGCAACAGCUCUUCACCGAGUGGGAAAGAAGUAACGUACGAGAAGAAUGGUUCUUCGUCUCCCAUUGACGCAUAUUCUGCUGACACUGAUGAAGACGAAGGAUCUUCGCCCCUUCGCCAGCAGAUAGACACAUCGCAGCUGGACUUGCCUCUUCUGCCAGAUAUAUUUUCGGGCGAACAUUUUUUCAUCCACAGAAGUUGCCACGAUCCGGCCGACGUUAAGCGCUAUAUUAUCGCUUUUAACGGACACGUGAGCGACUACAUGAGCAGCUGCGUUAAUUUCAUCGUUGCGGACGCCAAGUGGGAUAAAACUUUCGAUGAGGUGACGCAGGAAAACCAGGAAGUUCGGUUCGUGAAGCCGUCGUGGAUCUGGCGUUGCGUUGACGCCAGUUCCCGCGCGCCCCUUGAGCCUCAUCUCAUCACCAGCAAGCGAUCGUAAUAGCUCCUACCUGUCAGCCUCGCCCCAGUGCUCACAAGUCUUGCAUUGUUUGGUCCUCUCAUUUACAUUUUUUGGGGAAAGUAUAUUCUUCUGAAUUUUAAA
Messenger RNA from Hyalella azteca, 2353 nucleotides. Its product is annotated as DNA repair protein XRCC1. The transcript is spliced from 12 exons. Gene Ontology annotation, molecular function: damaged DNA binding. Bases 185 to 2251 code for a protein of 688 amino acids. NCBI's taxonomy places the organism in Eukaryota, Metazoa, Arthropoda, Malacostraca, Amphipoda, Hyalellidae. The record is from RefSeq and is a predicted model, not a curated record. Gene Ontology annotation, biological process: single strand break repair; base-excision repair; double-strand break repair via nonhomologous end joining. Gene Ontology annotation, cellular component: nucleus.